Molecule: messenger RNA, 1577 nt
Organism: Uranotaenia lowii
Lineage: Eukaryota; Metazoa; Arthropoda; Insecta; Diptera; Culicidae
Product: phenoloxidase-activating factor 2-like
Exons: 3
Coding region: 55-1050 (331 amino acids)
Biological process (GO): proteolysis
Molecular function (GO): serine-type endopeptidase activity
Source: RefSeq, a predicted model, not a curated record
UUUAGAGGCAGCAGAAGCACUUUCACGAUCAGUUGCAAUAAGACUAUCAACACGAUGAGACGAUCAUCAGGAAAUCCCAUUGGUGGCUGGUUUGUUUGUUUGUUGAGCUUGAUUUCGGUAGUUCACUGUGCAAGCUUCGAUGGACGUGUUUCCGAAACCAACGACCCUGAAAGAUCUUCAGAUAUCAACACUGUUCUUCCUAAAAGUACUCUUGAAAAUGAGUACAACAAAUGCGGAAAUCGUAACAUCGAUGGGAUAGGAUUCGAUGAUAGGAGUUUGACCGAUUGGGAUGCCAAAUACGGGGAAUUUCCCUGGUUGGUGGCUAUUCUCCUGGAAAAGACUGAUCCGACUGGCGAAACCCAACGAAACUAUAUCUGCGGAGGUUCUUUGAUUCAACCGGAUGUCAUUCUGACAGCAGCAUUUUGUGUGCUGAACCGAAAUGCUACAAGCAUUUCCGUUCGGGCCGGCGAAUGGGAUUUCCAGUCAACUCUUGAGCCGUAUCCUCAUCAGGAUCGCCAAGUGAAACACAUAACAAUUCACGAGGACUACAAUCAAACGUCUCAAGCAAACUGUCUAGCCCUGCUGUUUCUGGACUCUCCCUUCGAGUUAGAGCCAAACAUCCAAACGAUCUGUCUUCCAGCCCAAGGGACGGUUUUCUCGGAUCAAAAAUGCACCGCAUCCGGAUGGGGAAAACACAAAGUCUCCCCAGUCGUUGGUAUUUCAGCCAUUCCAAAAAAAUUAGAACUUCCGGUAGUGGACAACGAGGCCUGUCAGACGGCUCUCAGGACAACCAAACUUGGCUCAAGCUUCGCGCUGCAUGAUACGUUCCUGUGUGCGGGUGGCCAACCGGAUGUGGACACCUGUCUCGGAGAUGGAGGUGCACCCCUAGCUUGUCCAAUGCCGGAUCAACCGGAUCGGUUUGUCCAAGCUGGAAUUGUGGCCUGGGGAGUCGGUUGUGGAAUGGAAGGGUUACCGGGAGUUUACACUAGCGUUAGUGUGUUCACCGAUUGGAUUAAUCGAAAAAUCGAGGGCCAAAAUGGCGUUUUGUAAAACAAAAGUUUGGUGAUCUUACUAUACAAGUAAAUCGAACGAAAGAAUCGAUUCAUUACAGACUUUUGUGUACAAAAAAGUGAUGGGCAUGUAUUACUGUUUUUUUUUCCUGUUAUAGAAUGUUAUAGAACCUCAGUCGAAGUGAUGAAGUGAGUCGAUUUGAGAUUACCUGAUCCCAAAAGGUGUUUGACAAUUGGUGUUAAUAAACAUGUCAGAAAAUUCGCUCAGGUACGGCGGAAUUUUGUCCUACAUCGCUCAAGGCUUGAGACAUUUCAAUUUAUGACGUUUCCAAAUUGAUACUAUUUUUUUAUUACAAAUUUCGGUUUGCAAAUCAAUAAACAUUUGUAUUGAUGCUCAAAUCGUGACACAAAAAAUCUCUACCACAGUCUCUACCGCGUCUUUAAUUUUUUUUUUUUUUAACAAGAAGUGUAACCUAACAAGUUCAGAAUUUGUAGCCGACCAUAAUAACAAAUUUAAAUUUUUAAUUACAAAUUUUCUGUAAAUAUAAUAUAUUUUCAAGAAAUCAA